Adineta ricciae is the source of this 384-nucleotide messenger RNA. The record is from the annotation of a GenBank genome assembly. Lineage: Eukaryota; Metazoa; Rotifera; Eurotatoria; Adinetida; Adinetidae.
AUGGAGCAACGACAUAAAUAUCAUACUGCACAACCUCUUGAUUCUUAUCAUAAUUCACCAUAUUUUAUUGAUUUGGCUUCUGCUUCUAGAAAUGAACAUGUUACAAUGUUCAACCAAAUUCCAUCCGAUUUUCUAUCGAACAACAAUGAAAAUCGAAGCACGAAAAAUAACUAUCAACAUGCAUCACAAGGAGUAGGUGCGACUUCAACGGAUUGUUGUUGUUGUUGGUGGUGUUGUUUUCAUCAACACAAUCACAAUGUCCAAGAUUCAAGUGAUUAUGGCUGCUGUUCCUGUUGUGACUGUAGCAAUUGCUGUGAUUGUACUAGUGAUAAUUCCGGUGGUUGUGAUAGUUGUGACUGUGGUGGUUGUGAUUGUAGUUGCUAA